Thermochaetoides thermophila DSM 1495 is the source of this 723-nucleotide messenger RNA. RefSeq lists its product as uncharacterized. Lineage: Eukaryota; Fungi; Ascomycota; Sordariomycetes; Sordariales; Chaetomiaceae. The record is from RefSeq and is a predicted model, not a curated record. The transcript has 3 exons. Bases 1 to 723 code for a protein of 240 amino acids.
AUGGGGCAAGAAAAAGUGGGGAGCCCGGUUCACAUUCAGGUGGUUCUCGGGAGACACGAGGGGUGGAAGGAAUCGCCCGCGACAACACACUUUGCGGCAUGGCGCCCUGGAGCACUGGUGCCUGUCGAGCAUGGAACCAUCGAUGAAUGGAGCGAGCCUGUCGAGAACUCGGAGCCCUGCCCCAGCGCGGGAGGAGUCCCGUUUGAUGGGUCCAGUCUGAACGGACGGGGGAGAAGUGCGCCUCUGAAACCGCAGCUGGGCAGUGUUCUAUGGUUUGUUAACGGGUACGUCCCUUUUUGGGCGCGCAGUUCGUUCCUGGCCCUCCCGCACUCGGGUCAUCCCAGGAACCUUUGGCUGACUCUCACCGGUGGCGGCAGGUUGAGCGUGGAGGCGACCCCCGCCUUGGGGGUGGCCAAAUCUGAGAUGAUCCAGGUUCUGGCAUUCCUGGGGACCACGAACUUCACCCUCCAUACUCAGUUUGGCAACGUUGUGGUGUGGCUCGCCCGCGCUGCAUCUCAACACCUCAUGCAAGACGAUGCAGCAAUAUGCCCAGACGUUGCAUGCCCUGACAUUCCAGACCCGGAUUCCACUGUCCCAGAGCGUUGGGUGAGCCCUUCGCUCAUCGAACGUGUGAAGAUGGAGCCAGCGGGGUUAUAUUCUGGCCCCAAGGCAAGGGCUAACGAAGCCAAUCAAGCUCGAAACACCUCGCCACGAGAGAUGUAA